AUGUCGAAACUCGAGAUUUCACUGGAAUAUGCAAGCCUACGAUUGCCCGGCCAUUGUCCUCUGGGCGUCUGGGUCAUCCCCUCUCCGGAUGAUAUCCACCACUGGUGUGGUACAUUGUUUAUACACAGAGGAUACUAUGCGGGAGGAAUUUACAAAUUUACGAUCGAUUUCUCACGAAACUAUCCGUUUGACCGUCAGACGCCUCAGAUCAAUUUCCAGACGGAUUGUUUUCAUCCCUUGAUCGAUCAAGCCAACCACGGUCUCUUCAACCUCGCCCUAAAAUUUCCCGAAUGGCUACCCCACGAGAAUUUCAUCUGCAAUUUGCUCUAUUACCUGAAGUCUUGUUUCAAGAGGCCUGGCUUGGAGUCCAUUAUCGCAUCUGGUGACGAUUCGAUAGCCUUCAAUAAGCAUGCCUUCAGAUUAUAUCGAGAUCAAACCGAUGUCUUUGCGACCCUUGCAGCACAGUCAUCAAGUCUCUCAAGUUCUCCGACAAGUCUGUACGACCAAACUUCGAGCUCUCUACAGCAAUCAAUCCCUGCUUCCUCCCCGAGCGAAGAUUCAAAGAAACUUAGCUCGAAAGACAACGGAGAGUCGAGAUCAAGCCCAGCUAACAAAUCCAAACAUCUCAUCAAAUUCAAUCCACUCGAUGACGACCAAUUCAAACAAUUAAAACAAAAGAUUUUCCUGGAGUUUUAA
Messenger RNA from Puccinia triticina, 696 nucleotides. RefSeq lists its product as uncharacterized. Gene Ontology annotation, molecular function: ubiquitin conjugating enzyme activity. Gene Ontology annotation, biological process: protein polyubiquitination; anaphase-promoting complex-dependent catabolic process; regulation of mitotic metaphase/anaphase transition. The coding region runs from base 1 to 696 and encodes 231 amino acids. The record is from RefSeq and is a predicted model, not a curated record. Lineage: Eukaryota; Fungi; Basidiomycota; Pucciniomycetes; Pucciniales; Pucciniaceae. Gene Ontology annotation, cellular component: nucleus. The transcript is spliced from 3 exons.